Alternaria burnsii is the source of this 960-nucleotide messenger RNA. RefSeq names its product diaminopimelate epimerase-like protein. The record is from RefSeq and is a predicted model, not a curated record. Gene Ontology annotation, molecular function: isomerase activity. NCBI's taxonomy places the organism in Eukaryota, Fungi, Ascomycota, Dothideomycetes, Pleosporales, Pleosporaceae. Gene Ontology annotation, biological process: biosynthetic process. The transcript has 2 exons. Gene Ontology annotation, cellular component: cytoplasm. Bases 1 to 960 code for a protein of 319 amino acids.
AUGGCCUCAUCCUCUCAGCUCGAAUUUGUGACCGUGGACGUGUUCACGUCCCAGCCAUACGGCGGCAAUCCGCUGGCCAUCGUUCGCAUCCCGCACGACCGGACACUAACUCAGGAACAAAAGCAAACCAUCGCGCGAGAGUUCAACCUAUCAGAGACCACCUUCUUACACGAGAAUGCGGAUGGUGCGACGGAGGACAAAUGGACCGUCGAUAUCUUCAUGACAUCGCAGGAACUACCGUUUGCGGGUCACCCGACUGUGGGCACGGCGUGUUAUGCUUUAGAAAGGACGGCUCGGGAGCGUGGUAUCCACAGCGGCGUCAUGGAAGCGAGCUUCAACCUUAAAGCCGGAGAUGUUGGACUGCGGUACGAUUGCGGCAAGAUGACGGCAAAGGCUUCCAUUCCUCAUGACGUUCAUAUCCACGAGAAGAGAUACACCAAGAACGAGCUUUUCGCACUGCAGCCUCAACUGGCAGAAGCUCACCAGGAAGGCAAGGUCGGGGUCAAAGACGACUUUGCUAUUGUCUCAAUUGUCAAAGGUAUGACCUUUGUCCUAGUCGAACUGGAGAGUGAAGAGGCUCUGGGUAUGGUAUCGCUAGCUGGCCAGUCUCUUAAAAUUCAAGGCCUGGAUCAAGGCUGGGACCAGACGUUCAUCGGGACAUAUUUCUUUGUUCGGACGGGAAAAAGCAAUGAGGGCGUGACCAGAGUAAGAACCAGGAUGAUCGAGGGUCCAUUGGAAGAUCCGGCCACUGGUAGCGCCGCCAGUGAUUUGGCAGCAUAUCUUUCGUUGACAGCAGGAAGAGAAUCUAAGACGCUCAAGUAUGAAAUUAUUCAGGGCGUAGAGAUGGGCAGAAGAAGCGAGAUCUUCAUAGAAGUCGAGAUGACCGAGGACGGAGCUGUAUCGCAGCUGUUUCUCGAAGGCGGCGCGGUGCAGGUAAUGGAGGGCCGAUUGACCAUCUGA